Toxotes jaculatrix (banded archerfish) is the source of this 2289-nucleotide messenger RNA. RefSeq names its product ribose-phosphate pyrophosphokinase 2. The coding region runs from base 164 to 1120 and encodes 318 amino acids. Gene Ontology annotation, cellular component: cytoplasm; ribose phosphate diphosphokinase complex. Gene Ontology annotation, biological process: purine nucleotide biosynthetic process; 5-phosphoribose 1-diphosphate biosynthetic process. The transcript has 7 exons. The record is from RefSeq and is a predicted model, not a curated record. Lineage: Eukaryota; Metazoa; Chordata; Actinopteri; Toxotidae. Gene Ontology annotation, molecular function: magnesium ion binding; ribose phosphate diphosphokinase activity.
UGCCGACGGUCCCCGCUGCUGCACAAGUGCAAUGCUCAGUCUGCAACGUUAGCAAACUCAUUUUCUCAUUUUCGUAACCUUUUUUUUUGUUUUUGUUUUUUUUUUUAUUUUUACUCCUCUUUCUUUUCUUUUCGUUGAGCACCACCCCACCGGGUUUUCGGACAUGCCGAACAUCGUGCUUUUUAGCGGGAGCUCUCACCACGACCUGUCCCAGAAGGUGGCUGAUAGGCUGGGGCUGGAGCUGGGCAAAGUGAUAACGAAGAAAUUCAGCAACCAGGAGACAUGUGUGGAAAUUGGGGAAAGCGUGCGAGGCGAGGAUGUGUACAUCGUGCAGAGCGGCUGUGGCGAAAUUAACGACAACCUGAUGGAGCUGCUAAUCAUGAUCAACGCCUGCAAGAUCGCCUCCUCUUCCCGCGUCACCGCCGUCAUCCCCUGCUUCCCCUACGCCCGGCAGGACAAGAAGGACAAGAGUCGAGCACCCAUAUCAGCCAAGCUGGUGGCAAACAUGUUGUCUGUGGCCGGCGCCGACCACAUCAUCACUAUGGACCUCCACGCCUCACAGAUCCAGGGCUUUUUUGACAUCGCAGUGGACAACCUGUACGCAGAGCCUGCUGUUCUGCAGUGGAUCAGAGAAAACAUUCCCGAGUGGAAAAACUGUAUCAUUGUGUCUCCAGAUGCCGGUGGAGCAAAACGUGUGACGUCCAUCGCAGACCGCCUGAACGUGGACUUCGCUCUCAUCCACAAAGAGAGGAAGAAGGCCAACGAAGUGGACCGCAUGGUGCUGGUGGGUGACGUCAAGGACCGCGUGGCCAUCCUGGUGGACGACAUGGCCGACACCUGCGGCACCAUCUGCCACGCUGCCGACAAGCUAAUUGAUGCAGGAGCGAUAAAGGUGUACGCCAUUCUCACGCACGGCAUUUUCUCCGGUCCGGCCAUUUCUCGCAUUAACAACGCCCCAUUUGAGGCCGUGGUGGUGACCAACACCAUCCCUCAGGAAGAGAAGAUGAAGGCGUGCCCGAAAAUACAGGUCAUCGAUAUUUCCAUGAUCCUGGCUGAGGCAAUCAGAAGAACCCACAAUGGCGAGUCAGUGUCCUACCUCUUCAGCCACGUUCCCUUGUAAAGAACAAGAGAAGGGGGGCAGCCCCCGGAACCUGUGCCCCUCCACACCACCCCUGGUCAGGCCACACAGUCGGCACUUUGGGCCACAUAUCCUCCAGAAAGGCUGUAGGAGGCCUGAUGGUUUUUGGCCAACCACAUGUGACUCUUUAAUGGUCACUCACUGUUUUUGACAUUUUCACCCAGGAGACAGAGCGAAAUAUCACUUCCCUCUCUGAAGACCAGCUUUGUAUUUAUGAAUAUCUCCUUUUUUCUGUUUAUACUUUUUGUUUCAGCUUCAGUCUCACCAACCUUGAAUAGCAGAGGCCUGACCUUCACCUUAACCAAAGGGUCUAUUAUCUAACAUUAUGUAGUAUUUGAACCUCACUUUAAAAGAUGCAUUCCACUACGUCAUGUGAUUUCAGAUGUUUUGGCCCUUUCUGCUUCGCAAAGUAACAAAAGUAGAGCACAAAUGUGAAAAUGUGCACCUCCUCCCCAAGUGUUUGCUUUAACAGCUGCUAAAAGUUUUCUAAUAAUCAUUUUAGCUUAACCCUGAACUAGCUAAAGCUCUAUGGAUUUUGAUUGUAGGCAGUGAUUGUAGUUUAUGCGCUAUCAUCAGGUCAGUGACAGUAGUUUAACAGCUGCACCACAUGUGUUGUUGUGACCACAGAGAAAAAAAGGCUUAAAAUUAGAGGACUUUGAUUCACUCACUUUGAUUCUUUUUUCUUUUUCUUUUUUUUUUUUGCUAAGCUGUACCGAAUGUGCUGUUGCAUCCUCUGCAGUGUCAAUACUCCCAAUAAGCUACUAUCACCCGGUGGUUGCACAUCUUUAUAACAUCCCUCUCCUUCAAUUCUGCUAAUUAUGCUUAUAUCAAAUUUAAGAGCAACUUAAAAAAAACUGACAGGCCUGUUGUUGAUUGAAAGUGUGUUAAUACGAGGUGUUUUGGGUGCUUUACCCAUGUUCCAAAAGGUCAUGAAAAGUAAUUGAGCCCAAAGCUUGAUUAUAGUGUUAAGAUUUCAGCCAUGAUUUGUCAUUAAAAAAAUUGUGUAAUUGUCACAGCUGUAUUGGGUCACUUUUGUUGGAAGAGGCAGGUUUCACUGUGCCUGUAGGUGGAUUUAAUUUUUUUUUUUUUUUUUUUUAUAUGUAACACUUCAAGCUGUUUCUUUGACAAUAAAGCUUUGACAAUGGCUUACA